ACAGUCAUGUCUAUGUCAAAUUAUUAAUUAUCAAUUCUUCAUUCUAUUUCAUCAUUAAAACUCAUUGCUGAACUCAACUAAAAUUUUCUAAAUUAUGAGUGACGAACUUAUAACUACAGCUUCAGCUUCAGCUCCAGCUCCAGCUUCAGCUCCAGCUCCAGCUCCGUCUCCGUCUCCGUCUGAGUUCCCUCAUCCUCAAGUUAUAUUUCAUGAAUCACCUUCUCCACUUUCUUCAACUCCUCCAUCACCUCAAUUAUCUUCAUCAGCUUCUUCAACUAUAAAUCCUAUUCGUGAUGAAAAGCCUUCAUUUAAUUAUGAUUUAGAAUUAUUUAAUAUCUUUAAACAUUAUCUCGAUACAAAAAAUCAUCAUGGAUUAGCCUUACUUGCUCGACAAAAGGGAGUCCCACCAUUUCUUCGAUUUAAAAUAUGGCCUAUUUUAUUAAAAUAUCAUCCAUUUGUAUUAAAUCCAUUCAUUCAACCAGAUGAAGAAUUAACUCAUAGUAGUAGUUCAAGAUCAAGUUCUAAUAGUACAUCUCAUACUAAUGAUAUUAAUAAUAAUUCUACUUCUACAUCUACUUCUUCAAAUAAUAGUAGUAAUGAAGAAGCAAUUAUUGAUGAUGAUGAAGAAGAAAUUAAAUUCAAAAUUAAAAAGGAUUUAAGAAAAUAUAUUCAAAGAUUGAAAUAUUCUUCUAAUAUAAAUUUAUCAUCAACUGAAAAAUCUAUAUUUAAUGUAUUGGAGAAUUCUAUUUUAAAAUUUAGUCUUAAAUGGGGUAAAAUUAUUAAAUAUGAUUCAUCUUUAACUUGGAUAGCUCUUAAUUUGGCUGAAUGGUUUCCUCCAGUAUCUAAAACAAGUUUAGUAUUAAUGGGUCGUGAUCAUUCUUCUUCAUCUAAUUCAUUAUUUAUUGAUUUAUUUGAUGAUUAUUCAAAUUAUAUCGAUAGUUUACCUUGGUUAAAAGGUUAUUUAAAUGAAUUAGUUCAAGAUGAGAAAAUCUCGAGCUUAUCAUUUCAUGAUGUCUAUGAACGAUUGGUUUUAGUAUUAUUGCAUUGUCCACCUCAAAGUAAGAAUAAAAAGAGUGACGAAGAUAAAGAACAUUCUAAUUCUAAUGCUAAUGAUAAUUCCAAUACACACACAAAUACACACACAAAUUCAACUUCUGGAUCAGACUCAUCUAGUAAAUCUCGAAGACAUUUCACUCAUAAAGUUAAUAAAUCAUUAUUACCAAUAAAUGGUGGAACUAUAGAAGAACGAGUGUCGUUUUUCAUUUAUAGUUUAAGAAAAGUAUUACCAGAAUUAUCACAAUUCUUUCAUGAAGAACAAAUUCUUACCAAAUUUGGAUCUCAUGAUGAUGAAUGGUUAAUUUGGUGGUUAAAAUUUUGUGGUUCAAAAGUAUGGUCUAAAUUUGAUAGAGGUAGAAUAUGGGAUUUAUUAUUAGGUUGGAGAAUUAAGAAUCCCAAGAAAGAUUUACAAUAUUAUUAUGAUAAAUUAGAAAUUAUUGAUAAUAGUUUUCUUACUAAAUUGGGUCCUGAUAUCUUUUGGUCAUUAAGUGGUGAAGAUGAUUCAACAAGUAUUGAUAAGAGUCCUUCAAAUGUUACAUUAUCAGGUUUAGGAGGGGGUAGAAGAAAUUCACUUAAAGAUUUAGUAUCUCAAUUAAAUAAUGAUUUAUUUAUAACUCCAGUGACAGUACCAACUCCAGCCAAUUCUAAUACCAAUACAAAUUCUAAUUCUAAUUCUAAAUCUAGUGAAUUUGAAAUUGAACAAUCAAGACGUACAUCAUCAUCUUCAGCUAAUUCAAGAUGUUCAGUAAAUUCAAAUAAUCUGGAUAUUUCAAAUAGUACAGAUUCAAGUAUAAGUUCACCCACUUCAACUCCAAUUAAUUUAUUACCCAUACCAUUUUCAAGAUUAGAUGCACAUGUUGAAUUAAUCUUUGUAUCUUUAGCACUUUUAAAAUCAAAGGAAAAUUUAUUAGUAGAAUUAGAUCAACAUGAAAUUAGACAAAUUUUAUCAAGAUUACCUACCAAAUCAAUUAAGUAUAAACAUAAAAAACAUCAUACACAUCAACAUGGUAAUAAUAUUAGUCCUCAACCUCAUCAUUAUACUGAUACUACAGCUACUUCUACGACUACAUCUACUUCAACUUCAGAAGUUUCUUCAACUUCAACAUCUCCUAAGGCAGAUAUAAUGUCUCCUUUAAUGACCCCUCAUAAACAUGAAAAUAUAAUUAUUUCCAAUGAUUCUAUUAAUAAUCAUAAAGUUAAUUUUAUCGAUAAUAUCAUUUCUGAAGCCGGUGAAUUAUGGAGGAAAUGGUUAUGGUUAGAAAUGGUGGAAGAUAAUUAGGAUAAUCAUAUUAAUACGAAUUUUAUUAGCUUAUUUGUUAUUCCUCUCUAUAGGCUCCUUAUGUACAUUAGUUCUAUAAAGUUAAAUAUAUAUGUCUAGACGAAAUAGUGAGGGUUAGUGAGAGUUAGUGAGUGAG
Messenger RNA from Scheffersomyces amazonensis, 2471 nucleotides. RefSeq lists its product as uncharacterized. Lineage: Eukaryota; Fungi; Ascomycota; Pichiomycetes; Serinales; Debaryomycetaceae. The record is from RefSeq and is a predicted model, not a curated record. The transcript has a single exon. Bases 95 to 2335 code for a protein of 746 amino acids.